Molecule: messenger RNA, 3786 nt
Organism: Lampris incognitus (smalleye Pacific opah)
Lineage: Eukaryota; Metazoa; Chordata; Actinopteri; Lampriformes; Lampridae
Gene: atp2b2
Product: ATPase plasma membrane Ca2+ transporting 2
Exons: 22
Coding region: 1-3786 (1261 amino acids)
Biological process (GO): regulation of cytosolic calcium ion concentration; calcium ion transmembrane transport
Cellular component (GO): postsynaptic density membrane; intracellular membrane-bounded organelle
Molecular function (GO): P-type calcium transporter activity; ATP binding; ATP hydrolysis activity
Source: RefSeq, a predicted model, not a curated record
AUGGGGGACAUGUCCAACAGCGAUUUCUACACCAAAAACCAAAGAAAGGAGAGCAGCCAUGCGGCUGUCUUUGGCUGCUCCCUCAUGGAGCUGCGCUCGCUCAUGGAGCUGCGCAGCACGGAGGCGCUGGUGAAGAUCCAGGAGGACUACGGGGACGUGGAGGGACUCUGCAAACGGCUGAAAACCUCGCCCACGGAAGGUCUGGCUGGUUCUCCUCCUGACCUGGAGAAGAGAAGAGAGCUGUUUGGGAAGAACCUGAUACCUCCAAAGAAGCCAAAAACCUUCCUGCAGCUGGUGUGGGAGGCGCUGCAGGAUGUCACCCUCAUCAUCCUUGAGGUGGCCGCCCUCAUCUCACUGGGCCUGUCCUUCUACCACCCCCCUGGAGAGACCAGCAGAGAGGGCUGUGGCUCAGCGAAGGGCGGGGCGGAGGACGAGGGCGAGGCAGAGGCUGGCUGGAUCGAGGGGGCGGCCAUCUUGUUGUCGGUGGUGUGUGUGGUGCUGGUGACGGCCUUCAACGACUGGUCGAAGGAGAAGCAGUUCCGGGGACUGCAGAGCCGCAUCGAGCAGGAGCAGAAGUUCCAGGUGGUCCGUGGCAGCCAGGUCAUCCAGCUUCCUGUUGCUGACAUCGUGGUGGGGGACAUCGCCCAGGUCAAAUACGGUGACCUCCUCCCUGCUGAUGGAGUACUGAUCCAAGGCAACGAUGUGAAGAUUGACGAGUCGUCUCUGACCGGCGAGUCUGACCACGUCAAGAAGGCCGCAGACAAAGACCCCAUGCUGCUGUCAGGGACCCAUGUGAUGGAGGGUUCAGGGCGCAUGUUGGUGACGGCCGUUGGUGUCAACUCUCAAACCGGCAUCAUUUUCACUCUGCUAGGGGCCGGAGUAGAGGAGGAGGAGAAGAAGGAGAAAAAAGAGGGGGCAGUGGAGGAUGGACUCCAGAAUACAGAUCGCUCCCAUCCCUCCACCCACCCCAUCGCCACCAUCACCACGGAUGGGGCUCCAGGCCUUAACCCCGCAGGCAGUGGCGGUCUUAUUAAUGGUAAAAUGCAGGAUGGGAAUAUGGAGAACAACCAGAUUAAAGUGAAGAAGCAGGAUGGAGCAGCAGCCAUGGAGAUGCAGCCGCUGAAGAGCGCUGAGGGUGGAGAGACAGAGGAGAAGGAGAGGAAGAAGCCGUCCGCCCCCAAGAAAGAGAAGUCGGUGCUGCAGGGGAAGCUGACCAAGCUGGCCGUCCAGAUUGGCAAAGCAGGCCUUCUCAUGUCAGCCAUCACCGUCAUCAUCCUCGUCCUGUACUUCGCCAUCGACAACUUCGUGCUGCAGAAGCAGCAGUGGCUGCCGGAGUGCACGCCCAUCUACAUCCAGUACUUCGUCAAGUUCUUCAUCAUCGGCGUGACGGUUCUGGUGGUGGCCGUGCCCGAGGGACUGCCGCUGGCCGUCACCAUCUCCCUGGCCUACUCUGUCAAGAAAAUGAUGAAGGACAACAACCUGGUGCGCCACCUGGACGCCUGCGAGACGAUGGGAAACGCCACGGCCAUCUGCUCAGACAAGACCGGCACGCUCACCACCAACCGCAUGACCGCCGUGCAGUGUUUUGUGGGAGAUGUGCACUACAAAGAAAUUCCUGAACCGCAGGUCCUGCCACCAAAGUCCUUGGACCUGCUGGUCCACUCCAUCUCCAUCAACAGCGCCUACACGUCCAAGAUACUGCCGGCAGAUAAGGAAGGCGGUCUGCCGAAGCAGGUUGGUAAUAAGACAGAAUGUGGUCUUCUGGGUUUGGUCCUGGACCUGAAGCGGGACUAUCAGCCAGUCAGGAACCAGAUUCCAGAGGAGAAACUUUACAAGGUCUACACCUUCAAUUCUGUCAGGAAGUCCAUGAGCACUGUCGUCAAAAUGCCUGACGGGAGUUUCCGGAUGUACAGCAAAGGAGCCUCUGAGAUUGUCCUGAAGAAGUGUGGCAAAAUCCUGAGCGAGGUUGGUGAGCCGCGGGUGUUUCGACCUCGUGACAAAGACGAGAUGGUGAAGAAGGUGAUCGAGCCGAUGGCGUGUGACGGUCUGAGGACCAUCUGCGUGGCGUACCGCGACUUUCCUGCCAACCCAGAGCCCAACUGGGACGACGAGAGCAAUAUCUUGAGUGACUUGGUGGCCAUCUGUGUGGUCGGCAUUGAGGAUCCCGUCAGGCCAGAGGUGCCUGACGCCAUCCAGAGGUGCCAGCGAGCGGGUAUCACAGUGCGCAUGGUGACGGGGGACAACAUCAACACGGCCAGGGCUAUCGCCAUUAAAUGUGGAAUCAUCCAUCCUGGAGAGGACUUCCUCUGUAUCGACGGGAAGGAGUUUAACAGAAGGAUCCGGAACGAGAAGGGAGAGGUGGAGCAGGAGCGUAUUGACAAGGUUUGGCCAAAACUCAGAGUGCUGGCUAGGUCCUCUCCAACCGAUAAACACACUCUUGUCAAAGGCAUUAUUGACAGCACCAUGGUGGACCAGAGGCAGGUGGUGGCUGUGACAGGAGAUGGGACCAAUGAUGGACCUGCACUUAAGAAGGCUGAUGUUGGCUUUGCCAUGGGUAUUGCCGGUACAGACGUGGCGAAGGAGGCGUCCGACAUCAUCCUGACCGACGAUAACUUCAGCAGCAUCGUGAAGGCGGUGAUGUGGGGCCGAAACGUUUACGACAGCAUCUCCAAGUUCCUCCAGUUCCAGCUCACCGUCAACGUGGUCGCCGUCAUCGUGGCCUUCACCGGCGCCUGCGUCACUCAGGACUCUCCUCUGAAAGCAGUCCAGAUGCUUUGGGUCAACCUGAUCAUGGACACCUUUGCUUCUCUGGCCCUGGCCACCGAGCCACCCACUUUGUCCCUGCUGAAGAGGAGGCCCUACGGGCGAAAUAAGCCCCUGAUCUCCAGCACCAUGACCAAGAACAUCUGCGGACACGCCAUCUACCAGCUCGUCAUCAUCUUCACGCUCCUCUUUGUUGGUGAGAAGAUCUUUGACAUUGACAGCGGUCGAAACGCCCCUCUUCAUUCCCCGCCCUCUGAACACUACACCAUCAUCUUCAACACCUUUGUCAUGAUGCAGCUCUUCAACGAGAUCAACGCCCGCAAAAUCCACGGCGAGAGAAAUGUCUUCGAGGGAAUCUUCGGCAACCCCAUCUUCUGCUCCAUCGUCUUCGGCACCUUUGCUGUCCAGAUUGUGAUUGUGCAGUUUGGAGGGAAGCCGUUUAGUUGUACACCCCUGGACACGGAGAAAUGGAUGUGGUGCGUUUUCCUGGGAAUGGGAGAGCUGCUCUGGGGACAGCUCAUAUCUACCGUGCCCAAUAGCAGGCUGCGCUUCCUGCGGCGGGCAGGUCAGCUGAGCCAGAAAGACGAGUUGCCGGAGGAGGACAUGAACGAAGACAACGAGGAGAUUGACCACGCGGAGCGAGAGCUGAGGCGAGGACAGAUCCUCUGGUUCAGAGGACUGAACCGCAUCCAGACUCAGAUCCGUGUAGUGAAUGCGUUCCGUAGCUCCCUCUAUGAAGGUUUGGAAAAACCGGAUUCCAGGACAUCCAUCCACAACUUCAUGACGCAUCCCGAGUUUAGGAUAGAGGACUCAACCCCCAACAUCCCCCUCAUCGACGACACAGACGACGACUCGUCCCGCAGAAACCGGGCCAACAGGAAGCCCCCCGGCAGCCAGCCCACCUCUCCCAACAAGAACAACAACGCCAUCAGCGGCGGGAUCAACCUCUCACUCGCACCGAGCAAAUCAGCCGCCUUGUCCAGCCCUGCCAGUCCCCUGCACAGCCUGGAGACCAGCCUCUAA